Molecule: messenger RNA, 1726 nt
Organism: Tachyglossus aculeatus (Australian echidna)
Lineage: Eukaryota; Metazoa; Chordata; Mammalia; Monotremata; Tachyglossidae
Gene: YAF2
Product: YY1 associated factor 2
Exons: 4
Coding region: 245-787 (180 amino acids)
Biological process (GO): positive regulation of DNA-templated transcription
Cellular component (GO): nucleus
Molecular function (GO): DNA binding; transcription coregulator activity
Source: RefSeq, a predicted model, not a curated record
CCCUCCUGCUCGGCGUCCCUCCCCGCCUCCCUCCCCUCCCUUCCCCUCUCCUCCGGUUUCCGCUUAGGGUCGAUUAGCCCCCGCGCCGCUCUGACACAUCCACACACACACACACGCCCGGCCGUAAGCUAGGCACACGGACACAGGCAGGGAGGCAGACUCAGCGCGCGCCGCGGCCGUCAGUCCGUCCGUCCGUCCGACCGUCCGUCCGUCCGACCGACCGGCGGGCCCCAGUCCAGCAGCCAUGGGAGACAAGAAGAGCCCCACCAGGCCGAAGCGGCAGCCCAAGCCGGCCUCCGACGAGGGCUACUGGGACUGCAGCGUCUGCACCUUCCGCAACAGCGCCGAGGCCUUCAAGUGCAUGAUGUGCGAUGUCCGCAAGGGCACCUCCACCCGGAAGCCUCGGCCUGUCUCCCAGUUGGUCGCACAACAGGUCACCCAGCAAUUUGUGCCCCCUACGCAAUCCAAGAAAGAGAAAAAAGAUAAAGUAGAAAAGGAAAAGAAUGAAAAGGAAACAACCAGCAAAAAGAACAGUCAAAAGAAGACCAGGCCAAGAUUGAAAAAUGUAGAUCGGAGUAGCGCCCAGCAUUUGGAAGUUACCGUUGGCGAUCUGACGGUCAUUAUUACAGACUUUAAGGAGAAAACCAAGUCACCACCUGCGUCUAGUGCUGCUUCUGCAGAUCAACACAGUCAGAGUGGGUCUAGCUCUGAUAAUACAGAGAGAGGAAUGUCCAGGUCAUCUUCACCCAGGGGAGAAGCCUCAUCGUUGAAUGGAGAAUCUCAUUAAAGUUUAUUUUCUCCAGUUUCUUUAGUCUUUCUCUUGUACCAUGCAAAUACACAAAUUCUGCCAACAGCUGCCACAUUUUCAUGACAAACUUGUGCGUUCACAACUGCAUCCUAUCCAGAACAUAUGUUUUGCAAAAAACAAAAAAGAAAGAAAGAAAUGCAGCAUUAGGAUUAAUAAUUUUGUAGGAAUCUACAAUUUAUAUAAGACAUUUUCAGAUUAAACAUUUUAAUCUUCACAGUUUAAGGUGCCAUGAAAGUGUGGUUAACAUUUAUUACACAGUGUUAUUGGUAAGUCCGUUUUCACUUUUAGUUUAGUGAAUUCUAACACAAAAUAUUUAAUUGGCAUGUUCAUGAUUUAAAUUUUUAACAUAGUUCAAGCUGCCUAAAUAUGUAUUAUUUGAGGAUUGUGAAACAGAUAGUUAUAUGUAUUCAAGUCAAAGAUCAGUUUAAUCGACUAUUGCUGCAACUGGAUUUUCGUAAUGGUUUUCUUCUUAAAUACACCUGCUGGUACUUGGUGUGGUUAAAUAGGAAAAAUGUUAUUAAAUAAAGCAUUUGUAUGAACUUUUGCCAAUGUUUUUCAACACAUUUUAUUAGAUUACUAUUGCUGUUUCUGGUUUUGCCUCUCUUUUUUUUGCUUUUAACAUUCAUUUGUUGUCGUGUUUACUGAGCAAAUUAGUAAACAUUAAAAAGCGUUGUUUAGCUUUAUAAUUCAGAUUCAGUACUUUUGUCAUUUUACACUGGCAUUUUCUUUUUUUUAUGAAAUAUUAAAUCUCAAGUUAUUGUGAAUAUUCCCCUCUCCUUCCUCCCACACCCCCCCCGCCCAAGAAUCCUGCCAUUGUUUUUAAAAUCUAUCAUUCUGGAAAAGCUUUACCAUAUUAUACUGUUUUCUUGCCCAAAACUUAUCACGUGUCAGAGACACUAAAUAAGUAGUAAAGAAAAA